CUCUCCUCUCUGGCUCGCUCUUGUCUCUUUUACAAAGAAAAACAAUGCCUCUUCCUCGUCCCCUGGCCAUUUUAGGGCCUACAGCCUCGUCCUCAUCCUUUCAUUUCCCACCUUGUCCCUUCAAACCAUCAUCAUUGUCCCGCCCUUGAGACACUCUUACAAGUGAAGGACGUACUCUAAUCCGAUGAUGUCGCAUCUUAGCUUAUCCAUUGUCCCUCCCACUUUUGGGUCAACUCGCGACCUGUUCUGCCAUUCUCACCACCCGGACCAUUCACCCGAAGUGACUUCCAGUCUUGGACUGUCCGAUAUUCCCUUCAGGGUAUCGCUGUGAUGGAUGCAUAUGACACUUUCGGCUCUCCCGGGAGAAGCCGUGAUGGCGGCGAUCCUUACGCCACCCGUGCACCAGUCGAUUCGUAUCGCCGCAGAUCGCCUGUGUCUCAAGACCGCCGUCGGGGUCGCGGCCGCUCUCGUUCGCCUGCCAUGAUCGAUCGCUAUGAACCGGUCGACCGUCGUGCUCCACGAGACGAUUAUUACGGCGCGUCCCGCGAGCAUGCCGCGCGUGAGCGUGACGACCGUCGUUCUGCGCCGUCGCCCAAUGUCGCCAACAUCGAUCGCUAUGUCCCGGGGCAGGAUUCCGGCAAGCGCCCGAUUCCCACAAAUCCUCUGCCUAACCCUCUCAACCUGGACUUCCAAGUUGGAUUCAAUUGGUUUGCAGAAUGGUGGAGGGCGGAGCAGGCAAUCAAGGAAGAGAAGGAACGCGCUAAGCACGGUGGCAGACGCCCAUCGGAUCGCGUCAAAGGAGAACGCGAGGCUCGCGAAGACAGAGACAGAGAAAGGGCACAAAUCCAAGCUGCUUACGACGCCUACAAAGUUGACCUUCAGGCCAAGAUGGCCCGCACUUUCGUUCAACACCAUCGCAACGAGGAAUGGUUCAAAGAGCGAUAUGUCCCGGAAGUGCGAGAGCCUCUCCGUCGCCGAUUGAUGGACUUCCGCAUGAGCGCUUAUGAGCAAUGGGAGAACGAUCUUGAUACCGGCAUCUUCGAUGAGUUCACUUUGGAAGGUAUCUACAAGAGCGAGAGCGACGGAGCCGGCGGUGUAAUCGAGAAAGAAGAGGGCGAAACAACUGCUGUUGGCGAGACGUUGGGUGUCUUGGAUUUGCUCCCAGCCAGAGGCGGCGACCUACGGGAUGAGGCGUUAUCCCAGUCAGCCUUACUGAUCAAGACCUUGGCUCCUAAUGUGAGUCGUGUCAAAAUCGAAGAAUUUUGCAAGGAGCACCUUGGGGAAUCAGACGGAGGUUUCAAAUGGCUCAGUCUAAGUGACCCUAAUCCUUCCAAGAAGUAUCAUCGGAUGGGUUGGAUCAUGCUUCACCCAGCUCCCGAUGUCCCCAUCGUUGAAAGAGGCGAUGGGCGCGAAGAAGAAGGUGAAGAGAUGGAUCAGGAUAGCAACUCCAACGGAAACGUGACCGUGUCGGCCGCUGAGAAAGCCCUCGAAGCUAUUAAUGACAAAACAAUCCACGACGAAGUUCACGGUGAUUUUGUCUGCCAUGUCGGUGUACAUGUGCCCCCAUCGCAACCCCGCAAGAAGGCUUUGUGGGACCUGUUCUCAUCCCCCGAGCGCAUCUCUCGGGAUUUGGAGCUGGCCAGGAGAUUGGUUUCUAGAUUGGACGCGGAGAUGGGGGCUCAUGCGGAUGGAUUCACCCGGAUUGAGGAGAGAGUCGAAGAUCUGCGCGGCAAGGGAUGGCUACAGCCCCCUGUGACUGGCCCCGUUAGCGUUAAGAAGAGGAAGUCCGAUUACGAUGCUGAUGAUAUCGAUGAGGGCGAGGCCGAAGAAGGAGAGGAGCGGGAGGGAUGGGAAGAUGACGACGUGGAUGACGAGGAACUUCUGGCCAAGAAGAAGAAAUUGGAUUUGAUGGUGGAGUACCUUCGAAGAGUCUACAAUUUCUGCUUCUUCUGUGUCUUUGAAUGCGACUCAGUCCACGAGCUUGCCCGGAAAUGUCCAGGUGGACAUCUUCGUCGCCCACGUGCUGGUCUGACAACACAGUCCAAAGCUGUCGCUCGAGCUAGUGCACUGGGGCAGCCGUUCCCCGUCAAAAAGAAAGAGCCAAGCGAGGAGGGCGAGGAACAGCCGCCCGCUGUGGAGGAAAGACGGUCUCAACGAUACAGCUCCAAGUCCGAACAACAGCUUCAGCGAGCCUUUAACUGGGUUAAGACCUUUGAAGACAAGCUCCUGCAGAUCCUUGAGCCUGAAAAUGUGGACAUUGCGAAGUUAGGCGGCAAGCCAGUUGACGAGGCCCUGGAGGAGGAGCUGAGCAAGUUCAUGAAGCAAGAGGACGAGUCAAAGUACCGAUGCAAGGUUCCUGAGUGCACGAAGCUGUUCAAAGCGGAUCAUUUCUGGCGUAAGCACGUCGAGAAGCGUCACACUGAGUGGUAUGAGAACAUUCGCAGCGACCUUGCUUUGGUCAAUGCCUACGUGCUCGAUCCCGCUCGCAUCGCGCCUUCCCGGUCGGAUGCCAACAGCAACGGUCAUUUCCCCUUGGGCACUGGACAAGGUCAGGCGGGUACUCCCCGCGGGUUCAGCCUGGCAUCAAUGCCGGCACAUUUCGCAGGCAGUAGUGGUGUGCCCCCAGGUUUCCAGGGUCUCCCUGGCUCUGGAUUGCCCGGGUUCAUGGGUGUCAAUAACUCAUCCUGGAGCGGAAAUGGUAUAGUUCCUGGUGAUGGCCAUGGCUUGCAUCAGCCCGGAGUUGUGCGUCGUGGUGGUGGUCGCUACAACAAUCGCACCGGACCUUACGAUCGCCGAGGUAACCGACAUGGUGCACAAGCAGGUGGCAUUGGCCGCUUGAGCCCGAUCCGUGGUAUGUCUAACAUCUAUGGAGCGGGAGGUCGUCUGCCGGCCAGUUCUGGAGCCCCAUACAUUCCUGCUGGCCACCCCGCUGCGGCUGCUAUGUUAGGGGGCGGCAAUUUCCCCGAUGCCAGUGGGGCGCAACAAGGUAUGGGUCCGCGCGAGGCUGUUCAAGGCCGCAGUCUGAAGAGCUACGAGGAUCUUGAUGCCGUUGGUGGUGCCGGCAGUGGGGAGUUGAAUUACUGAGGAAAUUAGCCCACCUUGUAACAAUUUGGCGUUGGCUUUCUGCUGCAUUUAAACCUUUCGAUUUAGUCUCGGCUUCGUUGCGUCUGUAUUGUAUUUCUCAAGGGGUUCUUGUCUCUUUUUCUCGCUUUCUUCUCCAUUUGCAGGUCAAAAACUGGUUUCGACGCAGCAGGUAGUUUU
Molecule: messenger RNA, 3261 nt
Organism: Aspergillus fijiensis CBS 313.89
Lineage: Eukaryota; Fungi; Ascomycota; Eurotiomycetes; Eurotiales; Aspergillaceae
Product: putative arsenite resistance protein Ars2
Exons: 3
Coding region: 331-3084 (917 amino acids)
Cellular component (GO): kinetochore
Source: RefSeq, a predicted model, not a curated record